UCUCAGCAUCUCAGUACAUUGAGAGAAUCACCGAGAGCCUCCAAGUCAGUCAUUCAUUCAUUCAGCAGCGGAGACACGAAAACAACUAUCGGUAGCGAACAACGAUCUUUUAAACUUAAGAGGAAACUCCUCCAAACAUUUAUCUUACAUGAUAGCUACCUUUAAAUCCAAGUUUACGUCGCGGAUGCGUUGUCAUCCAGGGGUGGAGCCGCGGCGCCGUGCCUGUGGAGGGUCUCCGGCGGUGUGACAAGAAGGUGAAGGAUCAGCCAGGGUGGCCGGAGCAGUCAGGAGGAUGCUGGAGGGCAAUGCCUGCAGAAAGAGAGGAUGAGAUUUGUCGAAAGGCGCUCGAAUUGCUCUCCGACCUGUGCUCGAAGGGAGAAGUGCAGGACGACAACUGCUUAGAUUUUAUCUACUACUUCAGGGACCUGGCCAGACCCCGUUACUCCGACUCCGAUGUAUCGGUGAGCCUGUUGUCCCUGCUGGUGACCACAUGUGGUCUGGCCUUAUUCAGCGUCUCCCUAUUUGUAUCAUGGAAACUUUGCUGGGCACCCUUGAGUGGCCGAUUCCUCCCAGAUGUCCUAAAGGGGGCACAUUUUCUGGGAGGGGACCAAGAGCCUGUCCUAACAGAGGUGGAUGGGGAUGACCGGGAGUACAGCGAAGAUGGCUGCACAAAGGAGCCCACAGGCCCCCCAAUGGCCGUGGCUGUCCCAGAGUCGGGUCUUAAGAUCAGCCACACAUCACCUGACAUUCCUCUGGAGACUCAGACCAAAGUGGACCACAUCCAAACCCACACUUUGGCCAGGGACAGAGUGCAAAGACAAAUUACCGAGCCCACCUCGUCAGUACGCCACAACUCCAUCCGUCGUCAAAUGAACCUGUCCAAUCCAGAUUUCAAUCCUGCUCAAUUCCAGCGCCAGGAGAGUCUAACUGGUUUAGGUCGGCUCAAACCUGAGCUUUACAAGCAACGCUCAGUAGAUCCAGACGACGGACGUAGACCGGAUAGCUGUGGACGUCUCCAUUUCAUCCUUAAGUUUGACUUCGAUCUGGAGCAGCUGAUAGUGAAGAUUCAUAAGGCUCAAGAUCUACCUGCCAAGGACUUCUCAGGGACUUCUGAUCCUUACGUCAAGAUUUACCUGCUGCCUGACCGUAAAACCAAGCACCAGACUAAGGUGCACCGAAAAACUCUCAACCCGAUAUUUGAUGAGGUGUUUCUAUUUCCAGUGGCGUACACCGAGUUGUCUGGUCGUAAACUGCACUUUAGUGUCUAUGACUUUGAUAGGUUCACUCGUCAUGAUUUGAUCGGUCAAGUGGUGGUGGACAAUUUCCUGGAUCUUGCAGACUUCCCACGAGAGACCAAAUUGUGCCGGGACAUACAAUAUGUGACAUCGGACAAUGUGGACCUGGGGGAGCUGAUGUUCUCAUUGUGCUAUCUCCCCACGGCUGGCAGGCUCACCAUCACUAUGAUCAAAGCCAGAAAUCUCAAAGCCAUGGACAUCACUGGAGCUUCAGAUCCAUAUGUAAAGGUGUCGCUGAUGUGUGAGGGCCGACGGCUAAAGAAGAGGAAGACAUCCACCAAGCGCAACACUCUCAACCCAGUUUACAAUGAAGCCAUUGUGUUUGAUGUUCCCCCGGAAAACAUCGAGCAAAUCAGUUUACUAAUAGCGGUCAUGGAUUAUGAUCGGGUUGGACAUAACGAAGUCAUCGGAGUGUGCAGGGUGGGCAGUGAGGCUGAUACUCUGGGAAGAGACCACUGGAGUGAGAUGUUGACAUAUCCACGCAAGCCUGUGGCACACUGGCACCCGCUAAUAGAGUGGGUAGGACAAGGGGCAGCAGGGAGUGGAAGUCAAGGAGGAUCCACCAAUUCCUUAAAGGCACCACCCUCACCGUGAUCACACAAACACACACACAUACACACACAUCCAAACUAAACCUAGGAGUCAAAUACUAAAAACCCUGCGUCUUACUUCACACCUAAAAACUUACAUUCCAACUGAAGCGCUGCAGUAUCUUGUUAUUUAGCUGUUAACUAAAUUACCUGUUAAUUAUGCUUUUUGUGGAAACUGUAACUUUAAAUAUUUGUCAGUGAAGAGGUGUUCUACGAUAUUUUCUCUAGAGUUUCAUUAGUUUGGAUUUCUGAGCUACUUUCUUACAGUAUAUGCCUCCUGUAAAUAUAUAAAUAUCAUAUCUGUUGUAUUUGCUUCAAGUAUAUGUACAGAGACUAACGCAAAGCAAAUGACCUUGUUUUUAACCGCAUGUUUAAGUAACCAUUUUUCAUGGGGUGUGGUCCAAAUAUUAGAUCAUGAAAAAUGUCAGUGACCGUUAAGCCUGGUGUGUUUUUCAGAGAAUUGAUCCUUGUUCUGUGUGUAUCUAUGGUGGCUGGUUAUAUUCCUUAUGUGUUUUAUUUUGCUUGAGGGCAGAUUAGCAUCCUAAUUUAGGAAAAAUGUACCGAAU
Doryrhamphus excisus (bluestripe pipefish) is the source of this 2451-nucleotide messenger RNA. NCBI's taxonomy places the organism in Eukaryota, Metazoa, Chordata, Actinopteri, Syngnathiformes, Syngnathidae. The record is from RefSeq and is a predicted model, not a curated record.